AGGCAGAGCCAUGUCUUGCAAAAGCAGAGUUGCUCUUUGUGUUUAGCAGGUGCACAUUAUGCUGUGUGAAGGCUCAAAGCCCUAGGCUGCUCCACCCGUGGGUGUGUCCUGCUGAGAACACUGUGGGUCCAGUGCUAUGUCCCUGGGGUUCACUUUUCUGCUGGGACUUGUGUUUUGUCUGGAACAAAGGAUUUGGGCAAAAAAUGGAUUAUUACCCCAGCCCUCCAUCUGGGCACUGCCCGGGGCUGUGAUUCCCCAGGGCAGUUCUGUGACCAUCCGCUGCAGGGGACCUCCAGGAGUAGUCAGAUGGCAGCUACUUAGAAUAGGAACUUUCAUCUCACGGUACGACAGAACCUCAGAUGGAUCCCAGGGAGUUUCCACGUUUUUCAUCCAGUCUGUGACAUACAUCAAUGCAGGAAUUUACUACUGUAUAUACUGGAAGCAAGGAGUCUGGUCAGGACGCAGUGACCCAUUGGAUCUGGUGGUGACAGGCGUAUACAAGGACACACCCUCCCUGACUGCUCUUCCAGACCCCAAUGUGACCUCAGGAGAGAACGUGACACUCCUUUGUGAAACAUCUCCGUACUAUGAAAUCUUUAAUUUGACUAAAGAUGGAAGGAAUGUCUCUCCUCAGGAUUUUUUACGUCAGGACCGUAACACCUUCCUGAUCUCUCCUGUGACCCUUGCCCAUGGGGGUAUCUAUAGAUGCUAUGGUUCUUCUAAAAUCUACCCUCACAGCUGGUCACUGCCUAGCAACCCUGUUAAGCUUUUGGUUACAGAUCCACCUGCUCCUGGAAAUGGACACCUUCCCAUUGUGACUGGGAUCUUGGCCAUCGUUGUCUUACUUCUUCUCUUCCUUCUCUUUCUCUUUUACCAAUGUUGGCAUCGGGUCAAACACGGGAACAUUGAUUGUGAGACCGAGAACCAGGUGAAGUAUAAGAGCUCCUUCCCAGUCAUGGAUUUCCAGGAAGAAAACCAAAAUGAUGUCUUAGAGGACAUCCAGCCUGAGAAGGACAGACAGAUGGCUAUGCAGGUCCCCAUAGAGGAAGACUCUCAGGAGGUGACCUAUGCUCAGCUACACCAGGAAACCCUUAGGGGGAACAUGGACACGCUACUCUCCCACACCCAUGAGGAUUCCUCUGGCCAGGCCUGUGUGUACGCCACCCUCAACUUGUCCUGAGUUUAGAGCCAGGACUGGCUGUGUAGACUCCAGUGUUCCAGUGCUCCUUAAAGAAGGUCAGCUCCAUGGGGUGUCCUACUCAUGCUCCUCAACAUCAGCCAUCACCUUGGAGCUCCCCAAGGACUUAAGACUGGAGUCAACUUGUCAACUAUCAAGAAAUUCUGGGCCCCAUCAAAUAUCUCUCAACAGAUUCCUGGUCCCUUGUAUAUUUACCCAUUCAGUUGCCUAUUCAAGAUAUGUUUACAAAAGUCAACUCUUUCCUUGGAUCUGUGAUGGGGAUAUAUAUAUUAUGAAGAUAUAGUUUUUAGUCUCAAGGACUCAUGAUUUAUUGAGUGAGGCAAGCCCAUGAUCUGACCCUUGGAAAGCAAAGGGGGUGACCCACUGGAACAGGUGUAAGGAUGCUUUGGGUCACUGAGCAGACACAAUGUCUAGGAAUGUUUAAAGAGCGCUCAUUGGUAUAAAAUACAAGGAGAAGUCAAGAAAUAAGAGUCAGUUUGGGCACAGAGGACAUUCCUAAUGGCAUUUUGGUACAAUGUUCUAGGUGUCGCUGAGAGUUGAAGCCUUCAAAGUACUGAAACUGAAUAAGGAAGCUUCUUUGUGAGGGAACCAAGUUGCAACCAAUUUGGCCACAGGAUGGGUGGGUUCCUCCUGGGGAGGGGAAUGGUGUAGAGGGCAUUUGGAGGGGGGAUUUAUGGUUUCCACCUGGUUUUGAUGAAUUUCUCUUUUUCAGUUAUGCAAUUAAAAUAAAUAGGACAUAGUUUUUAAAAAGAUAUGAAUGAGAAGGAGAGGCCCUGGAAGCUGGUAUGAACAAUAACUUUUUCAGUAACUUUUGACAAAAGGAAGUAAAGUAGAAAGCUAACAGCAGGUGUAGUGAGAACCGGAGAGAUGGUUUGGAGUGAGGCGUAUGAGAAGUAGUGUACGAGCAUGUGUGUUCGUUGAUGGAAAUAACCGAGGGGAGGAAACAAUGUGGAUGAUGCUGGGGAGGGAGGGACGGUUGACACUUGGUGGGAUGGGCUAUCAGGUGAGAAUUUAGACUCUGGAAUAGAUGAGCUCACCUGGGUUCAGACUCUCCUUUGGCAAACACCAGCUGUAUGAUGGUGCAUACAUUUAAACGUUCUUCUUUAAGCUGGAAUUUAAUUUAAUUUAAGCUGGAAUUUUAAUUUACAGAAGGGAAACUCCAAGCUCAGGUGAGCAGGUGAUGAGAUGCUUAACCUCUUUAGGCAUUAGAGAAAAGAAACUGGCAAAGAUGAGAAGGCUGGGCCACCUCAGGUUUUGGGCGUGUGGGCACCUUCUUGUAUUGCUGGGAGAAGGAACUGGUACAGUGAGUCUGAAGUGCCAUUUGGCCGUGAGUAAAAGAUUGGGCAAUUUCCUGUUGGAAAUGUAAACAUAAUUUAAAGAUAUUCUCACAUGUGUCCAUAGGGGCAUCUGCAGAAUGAUAUUUAGCUCAGCAUUGUUCACAGCAGAGAUAUUUGGAUACAAUGUGUCUGUCCCUUAUUAGGACACUGUGGGGAUUACUGUGUUGAAGCAAGUAACUGUGCUGUAGACAUAUGAGUGGUCCAUAAACCUGGAGUGUGCAGUGGAAAGAUGAAUGACUUCCACAGCAUUAACAUUUGCAAGACGCAAAAUAAAGUUCUGCAAACAUGAACAAA
Molecule: messenger RNA, 2829 nt
Organism: Herpailurus yagouaroundi (jaguarundi)
Lineage: Eukaryota; Metazoa; Chordata; Mammalia; Carnivora; Felidae
Product: natural cytotoxicity triggering receptor 1-like
Exons: 9
Coding region: 137-1180 (347 amino acids)
Biological process (GO): immune response-regulating signaling pathway
Cellular component (GO): plasma membrane
Source: RefSeq, a predicted model, not a curated record